This is a messenger RNA of Cercopithifilaria johnstoni, 894 nucleotides long. The record is from the annotation of a GenBank genome assembly. NCBI's taxonomy places the organism in Eukaryota, Metazoa, Nematoda, Chromadorea, Rhabditida, Onchocercidae.
AUGCCGGAGGAGAAGGUCGGUUGGAUAAAAGCUGCGCGCCGAAUCCUUGCUCAGUGUCGCGGUGUUGUUAUAGACGAUAUCUUAGAACGAAAGCGGAUUUUACUGAGUUGGCUUUUCAAAUGGAGAAUUGGGAACUACUUAUGGAUGAUCAUAGCGAUGGGAAUAUUUCAUCUCAAACUUCUACAUGCUAUCACAUAUCCUCUGCAUUCAUUCCUCAUUAAAGGAUUCAAAACUACCGUUUAUUCGAAUGGAGAAAGCUUUUCUCUAAAUAAAGUUCGUGCCGAGGCGGUAAUGGUAAUUUUUGCUCUGUCAGCAAUUUGGCAUUGUUUCUCAUGGCCUAACCCGAUUAGUGCCUUGCGGUGGAAUUUCAGUGUUCGACCACAAGUGAACUUUAAGCCCCAAAUGUCUUUCAUUGCAAGAAGCUAUUCGGCGCCACAGAUGUCGUCAGCCUCUUGUUUGGAUCAAAUCAAAAUUACUCGAUCUCAGUCCGAAACAACACAAUGCAAAAUGAGUGGAAAAAUGGAUUUAGGCGUUAACAUACGCCUUAAAAAUAUUAUUCUCGAUUCAAUUUUAACCGUUUAUGAAACUAUCGUCAAUUUUCUAUCGUUAGCGAAUGAAUUCGCUGCCAGCAUGCUUAGGUCACGACCGAAAUUCUCACACGACGACUGCCUUCAUCUGUCAGCUUCUGACGAACAACUUUACACCGGUGAUAGUCAUCGAAUAGAACUGAAUAUAGAGAAGAGUGAAUGGAAGAAUACCAUUAAUGAUAAGUAUAACAACGGUAAUCAAUCUAAAGCCCAAAAGGAAUCCCGAACUGCCGACAACACACUCAUCGUUGGGCCAUAUCGUUGGCUCACUUGGAGACUGCCAAAAAUUCCCGUCGACAUUGAAUGA